CAUCCAGAUGUUGGGCAAAGGCCAGUGCUGAAUUUGGGUUCGCCACACGCUCAGCACAGCAUGGAGGCAGCAAUGACAUCAGAGCAAGCCUUGGCUGCCCCUUGCAAAGCUCAGGCUCAGGGACGGGUUGAAGCUGGAGUCCAAGGGUGAGGGGGAACCUGAAGGUACUCCUUCUGUGGGUCAUUUGGUUAAGUCUUGGCUGGUUUGGGUCUGCACUUCUUGUUGCACUGCAGAAAAUCCAGCUGUCGAUUCCUCCUGUCUUGGGGGGGACAGCGGCCUCGUCAGCGCCGCUUGCCGGAAUGCCCAGGCCAUGGUACCGUGCUUGUGCUGAGGGGCAGUGGCUUCUGGUUAAUGUGUGCAAUGUUUUGUUUUUCUGAAGAGACAGAUUCUGAGACUGUGCUGGAGACCUUAGCUGUGGAAGAAAGUGACAGUGUGCCAGGCUCACAUGAAAAAAGAGAACCAAUAGAGGACACCAGGACACUUGCUGAGCCUGAGGAAUAUUCAGGGUCAUCCGGUGGGCAAAAAGCCCAGACUGCUGGACACUGUGACCCGAGCAAGUACUACAUCCUAGUAGGGACAGUAGCAGCCUCAGCUUUGCUUCUGCUUGGGGCAGUGUCUGGCUAUCUAGUCAUGCAUCAGCUGCUGAAGAGAGACAGGAGGAGCCAGGAGGACAAAGAGGCAACAGGACAGGACUGGGACUCUUCCUGGGAAAGCUGUGGUCAGCCUAGAGGUGAAGCAGAGUCAGGAGAAGGAGCGGGAAGCAGCGAGAGAGCCCAAGGCAACGGGUUCAGGGACAGCUGCCGCCUGUUUCCUGAGCUCUUUGCAGCAGAGCUCGCCCAGCUGUACAAGAACAUGAGCGCAGACCCGUCACCUCUGCCCACCUGCUCCUUCUGUGCUCUGGCUGACAACGCCUCUUCACGGGACCACUGGAUUUCCCUGGAGUCACCUCAGCCCACAGCAUCCUCUUGGCCCUCCUACCAAUACCUGCAGGACUACUAUCUGUUAGAGGAUGAAGAUUAGUGAUAGUGAUAGAUGGUUAGUGAUAGUGAUAGCCAUAAAUAGUGAUAGUGGUAGUGAUUCUUUUAGUGAUAGUGAUAGGGACACUUGAUAUUAGAGGGUGGUGGUUGUUUUAAUGAUAGUGAUAGUUAAUAUUAGAGGAUAGUGAUGGUUUUAAUGAUAGCGUUAGUUAAUAUUAGGGGAUAGUGAUUGUUUCAAUGAUAGCGUUACUUGAUAUUAGAGGAGGGUGAUUGUAUUAGUGAUAGUGAUAGUCAUAAAUAGUGAUAGUGGUAGUGAUUCUUUUAGUGAUAGUGAUAGGGAUACUUGAUAUUAGAGGGUGGUGGUUGUUUUAAUGACAGUGAUAGUUAAUAUUAGAGGAUAGUGAUUGUUUUAAUGAUAGCGUUAUUUGAUAUUAGAGGACAAUGAUUGUAUUAGCGAUAGUGAUAGUUAAUAUUGGAGGAUGGUGAUUGUUUUUGUGAUAGUGGUACAUUUAGUGAUAGUGAUACUUGGUAUUAGCAGACAAUUAUUGUUUUCUUGAUCUUGAUAAAUAAAUAUUUUUCCAAAAGCAGUAA
Messenger RNA from Passer domesticus (house sparrow), 1568 nucleotides. RefSeq lists its product as uncharacterized. The transcript is spliced from 3 exons. Bases 352 to 1020 code for a protein of 222 amino acids. NCBI's taxonomy places the organism in Eukaryota, Metazoa, Chordata, Aves, Passeriformes, Passeridae. The record is from RefSeq and is a predicted model, not a curated record.